UCUAGGUUCUCCCAUUCACCCAUUCUAUUCGCUUUUCCUUAGCCAUAUAUUCGAUCUGGGUAUCUUAAUUUGCAUAUCUAUGAUUAACGUGGGGCACAGAAUUGCUAACAACAUACGCCACCUCUCUGACAGUUUCAUAUAUUUUCUAUCCUUCGUUUCGUGUUGAAUCUAAUAUACACGCUGCUUCGGCUUCCCCGCUGAUUUACCCAUUAACGCGGUCCCAAAACCGCCAAUGUUUCACAGUGGACAAGGAAGAAAAGGAUAAACUUUCCACAGGGUUUUUCACUUAUGAAUUUGCGCCAAGAUAACCCCACAAAGGAGUGGGUGGCCCAUGGGGAGCUCAAUGCUCAAAUCUUUGACGGACUAGUGUUCUCCAGGCUAUCACUGGAGUGGCCGAGCAAGGCAUUAUUGCAAUCCGUCAUCUACUCCUCAAAGCGGUAGUUGUGUUAGGAGGCGAGCUUGUCAGGGUGGAUUGUGUUAGACUAAAAACAUGCUAAGCACGUACUCCUCUGCUGCGUGGGAUAACGAUGAGAAAGUGAGAAUUUCUUUUUAGUCAUAGGUUAGUAUAAUUCCGCCAGCUACGCGGAGUAGCGUGGAAUGUAUCGAAGUCCGAUGUGGCAUGGAAGACCUCAAAUCUCAAAAGCUCCCUGGAGAGCUUCUGCGGGGAUGCCGUUGACGCUAUCGUUAAAAUGGAAUGGCUCUUCAUGCUAUGAGAAAUUCUCAUUGCCAUGCAUACAUAUAAAACUCAAUCUGCAUUCUCUGCUCCUCCCUUACUACCUUUAACUUGCUUCCUAACCCCAUGCCCGAUUUCCUACAUAGUGCGAACAGUUCUCCUCUUGAUUGAUUAAUAGUCUAAUCAGGGAUAUCCGCCCAAAUCACCCUAAUCAGCCUCUCGUCUAAGAUUACUCCGUACUAGAGAAACAAUUACGAUUUCCAAAUCCAGUUCUUGAAGAAAGAUGGCUGUCCCGAAUAUAAAACUGAACAGCGGGUUUGACAUGCCCAUUGUUAGCUUUGGUCUCUAGAAGCUCAAAAAAAGACACCUGCGCCGACCAGGUCUACAACGCCAUAAAGACCGGUUACCGCCUGUUCGAUGGUGCUUGUGACUACGGGAACGAAGCUGAAGUGGGGCAAGGAGCUGCCUGGGCCAUCUAGGAGGCAUCUAGGAGGGUAUUGUCAAGCGGGAGGAGCUACUUUUCACGAUCCUGAGCAGGUUGGGCCCGUUGUGAGGAAACAACUGGCCGACUGGCGCGUUGACUACUUUGACCUCUAUAUUGUACACUUCCCGGUUGCGCUGAAAUAUGUGGACCCCGAUGUCCGCUAUCCCCCAGGCUGGUUUAACGAUGGUAAGAGUUCGAUCGCUACCAGUAAUGCAACCAUCCAGCAAACAUGCGGCGCCAUGGAGGAGCUUGUCGACAAGAAGCUAUCCCGUAGCAUCGGCAUCAGCAACUUCAAUAUCCAGCUCAUCAUGGACUUACUACGCUAUGCACGAAUCAGGCCAGCUACUCUCCAGAUCGAGCACCACCCAUACCUUACUCAAUCCCUCUUGGUCAAGUUCGCUCAGGACGAUGGAAUUACUGUUACCGCCUACUCUUCGCUUGCCAACUCGAGCUUCUUUGAGCUGGGUAUGCAGAUCGCGAUGGAAGCCCCGCGACUACUUUCUCAGUCCGCUAUUACAUCCAUUGCUCAGAAGCAUGACAGAACAGCUGCCCAGGUCGUCCUCCGUUGGGCCACGCAACGAGGUAUUGCUGUCAUCCCUAAGAGUAACUCUGGGACACGUCUCCUUGAGAACCUGCGUGUCAAUGAUUUCAACCUCGAUCAGAGUGAGAUUGACGCCAUUAGCGCUUUUAAUAGAGGUCUUAGGUUCAACGAUCCCCUGAACGUAAGUAGAAAAUAUCCUGGCGAAAUGAGAUUGAUGGGCAUGGAGUGAUCGUGGCUUGUCUCACCCCCUAGCUCUUAUUAUAGUACGGAAUCCCAUGCCCAAUCUUC
Blastomyces dermatitidis ER-3 is the source of this 1986-nucleotide messenger RNA. RefSeq names its product alcohol dehydrogenase. The transcript is spliced from 3 exons. Gene Ontology annotation, molecular function: oxidoreductase activity. Lineage: Eukaryota; Fungi; Ascomycota; Eurotiomycetes; Onygenales; Ajellomycetaceae. The coding region runs from base 1091 to 1927 and encodes 278 amino acids. The record is from RefSeq and is a predicted model, not a curated record.